Messenger RNA from Serendipita indica DSM 11827, 1131 nucleotides. The record is from the annotation of a GenBank genome assembly. Lineage: Eukaryota; Fungi; Basidiomycota; Agaricomycetes; Sebacinales; Serendipitaceae.
AUGAACUCGCUAAUUGUUUGCGUUGGGAUCACCAGAUGCAAGAAGAACCAAGCCAAGUACAGCUGCCCCGAGUGCAACAUACCCUAUUGCUCUCUGGACUGCUAUCGAUCACCUGAGCAUCGCGCAUGUUCAGAGGGGUUUUAUAAGUCUGCCAUUGAAGAAGAGAUUCGAUCCAAUCCAGAAAGGUCAAUUGAAGAGAAGCGGAGCAUGCUGGAGAUUCUUCAACGCCUUCAAGAGUCUGAUGUGCUGGACGGUCCACCCGACUCGGACGACGAGGGAGCUUCAGAGGACGGAGGUGGAUUAGAGAGCUUGAACAUUGAGACUGCCGACUCUACUGCCCUUUGGAGUGCACUGUCGCCAGCACAAAGAGAAGCCUUCGAAAAGGCAAUGAGAGACCCCGAUAGCUCUCUUGCACGUCAACUAUUAGAUACAAUAACGUCAGAGUCUCCCCAUUAUCCCUGGUGGGAACAAACGAAAGGCGACCAACCACCACCAUCUCCCCUCCAGGUCCCCAGCGAACUUGCAGAAACGGCCCAAAAAGGAUGGAAAGAGGAUAAACCUCGACUACUCUACAAUAUAGUUGCCAUAUGCUUAGCAUAUGCGUGGGUCAUUCGAACACUCCGCAUCUAUUCUAUAUCCUCUGCGGGGCCCCAUGAUGAGGAUGCCUGCCGAGAUCUCUUAGCUCGCGCCGUUCCAUUUCUGUUGGAUCGCAAGUCACUCACACGACUAGAGAGCGCGCAAGAGGCCGUAAACUAUGUUCAGUCACGGGUUGGGGAGCCUUUGGACAAGAUUCUUCCGGAUGUUGCAGUACUCCUACGACCUUUGGUAAUCAUGGAGCUAUCGUCUUCGUCUUCUUCCCCCAUGGCUCCACGAACAAGUAACGUCACGGUGUGCUUAGGAGACAUCGCAAGUCUUUAUGAACCCAAAGAUACGGAGCAAUUUCGCGCCACGCUAUCGACAAGGCAAGCCAAGGAGAGUAGUCAGGACCCGAAAGGGGAGAUGGCGAACAAGGGGGUGGUGCGUAAAUUGAUUUUCUAUGCGGCGCACGUCGAUACCGCUCCACUGGAGGCGCUUCGACUUAUUUCGGAUCGAAUACUCUCGCUCUCCUCGAGGAUAUCCCAGUCCACCUGA